GCCGUCUCGUCCCGUCCCGUCCCGUCCCGGUGCAGCCAUGGGGGAGGCGGCGGGAGGCAGCGCGGUGCCCCCGCUCCCGCCGUCGGAGGCGGCCGGCGGGCAGGUGAACGCCCUGACCGUCCUGGCCCUGCUGGAGAAACUCGUCUCGAUGCUGGAAGCGGUGGAGGGUCACCAGCGGCAGAUGGAGCAGAGGCAGCGGGGUUUGGAAGGGGCGGUGCGGAGCAUUCAGGGAGACCUGGGGAAACUGUGCCGCAGCCACGGGGCGACGGGCGAAGCGGUGGAGAAGCUGCUGGAGAAGUCUCGGAAGGUGUGCGCGCACACCCGCGCCGUGCGGGAGCGGCUGGAGCGGCAGUGCGACCAGGUGCGGCGCCUCGAGCAGCACCACGCCCAGCUGCUCCGCCGGGACCGCUUCAAGGUGCUCAUCUUCCAGGAGGAAAAUGAGAUCCCUGCCAGUGUUUUUGCAAAAGAACCUGUUCCUAGCAUUACAGAAGGAAAAGAGGAGCCUGUGGAUGAGAACAAAACAUUGGAAGAAACCUUGCACACAGUGGAAUUGGGUUCAGAUGAUGAAAUGUUUCAUGAGGAAGAUGAUGUGGAUGACAGUGCAGAAGAGAAAACAGAAGAAUCAAGAGCUGAGAAACUUAAAAGGUCCAGCCUCAAGAAGGUAGACAGCCUCAAGAAAGCGUUUUCCCGCCAAAACAUCGAGAAGAAGAUGAACAAGAUCAGCACAAAGAUUGUGUCACCUGAACGGAGAGAAAAGAUCAAGAAAUCACUUACUGUGCAUCAUCAGAAGUCCUCUUCUUCGAAGAGUUCAGGUUUCAAAGUAUCUCCCCUCACAUUCAGCACGAAGAAAGGCCGCGAAGGAGAAAACCCUGCAGAAGCCGAAGACAGACCAUCGGAAACUGCAAGCAAUGACCAAGCUGAGAAUGAGGAUGAAAUGUCCUUUGCCAACAUGCACUCGGAUAUGACACCCACCACCUCACUGACCGAGGAGGGCAAAGCAGGGGUCGAUUCUCUAGAGCAGGAAGCCAGAAUGGAAGGGAAAGCCAUGAUGAACAACAACAUCGAGCUGUCCAUCGUUGAAGAUGACGAUGAAGAGUAUGGGAUGCCUCUAGAAGUUUCUAGCCAGAAACUGUAUGAUGAAAGAAACAACCCAUUUAGUGAGGAAAUGGAACAAGGAGAAGAAAAGGCCCAAGCAGCUGUCCUGCAGGUAGACCAUACAGCGUAAUCAUCCUUUGCCCUCCUUCGCCUUCCAGCUACGCACGGUUUUACUGAGGCUAAUAACUAGUUUCAGCUACACAGCCAGCAGCAGCAAUUAAACCUCUUUCAUCCUAUUCUCUGCAGCGGUAAUUUAUUGCAUUGUGUUGGAAUGCAGAGUAAACAAAGUCAGUGUUGCUCUGCUGUAGGCCGAGUCACUGGUGUUUAUGAAUUUAGAGAUGCUGCCAACUGGUGUAAGAGACUAGCGGGAAGAGAGAAUGUCUAGUGGAAGCAAGCUGGUCAGCUGGCUGUCUUACACUUAAGGUCAGAGGAAUGCAUGGAGAGUAGUCAGAAUCUAAACAUUUCUGUUCUCUUUCCUUCUCUUAGUAUUUCACAGCACUGUGAGUAGUUUUGUAUGUAAAUGUAGAAAUACCAAUGCGAACAUUUGAUUUCAGUUUCCUUGCCAUGCUCCGUGAAUACUAAUAGCCUCGGUAACUGUGCAUACGUGUAGUUUAUUUGGGACUUUGCUCCACAGCACUGUAGGACUAAAAGAGCAGAGUACUUAGAGGGCGAAGCAAAAAAUUUGGUUCCAUCCAGUGGGGGUAGAUUUUUGCCAGUAGUCUCUCUCUACUCACUUAGAAGAAAUUACUGUGUUUUGGUGGAAACAAAAAGAUAUUUUUCAAUCUACCAGAGUUAUGGAAAUAUAUUAAUGACAAACAUGAAUGUGUGAUCAGUUGCUGUACCUCUAAGGGUUCAGAAAUUGAAAAAAAAAAAAAGAAAAGAAAAAAAUAGGAGUUUGGUAGAAACAUGAAGAUAGUCUGAAGAAAGUCUGAAAUGCUAUGAAAUGUAAAAAGAGCAAAAACAAACCCCCACAAUAUUAAAUCUAUGUUCCCAGCCUAAAGUAUAUAUACUCCGAUAACACUAGUUAAUUCUUAGUCUUUUUAGCAAUACAAUAUCAAACUUGGCACCUGCACAACUUUGUAUCUCAGAGUAUUUUGAAAAUAGCAUAAUUUAUCUUUUUACAAAUUAUUUCAUAUAUAGAGCUAUAUCUACACAGAAGAGUUAGAUAAUUACAGGGAUGUAAGGACAAUCAUUUCAAAAAGGUGAAAUACCCUUUCAGGUAUGUCUAAAGGGAACAACGUCUUAUGGAUUGAACUUCAUGGCAGGGAUGAGUUUACAUAAGUAUGAGUCUGCAGAGCCACAGGAUUUGAUUCUCUGCUAAUAACUUUCAUCAAAGUCACCUACCUGCUCUCAAAGUUAGUAGUCUGUAAUUUUUCAAGAGUAAUUGAAAAUGAGAGGUUGCAAGGUAGUUUGUUCACUAUGAAUGUUCAUUCCUGUCACUUAACAAUGGUAAGGGGGAAGGGAGGAAAGGGAAGCACAAUACCCACAAGUUACCUUACAUCCUUGGUUGUUUAUGCAGUGGGUUAUUUUUAUUUUUAUAUAUAUAUAUAUAAAAAUUCUACUGAUACUUAACAUUGCACUAAAAGGUUGCUUCCUUCAACUUGUAUUUAGAACCACGAAUUACACGGGAAAUGAAAGCUACAACAGAAAUACCAUUAGGAAAUAAUUUACAGGUAUUACUCCUCAGGGGUAAUAUCUGUAACCAGAAAAACACACUGGAAGUUAGUCAGUAAGAGCUUAGUGUAGGCGAGUACUAUUAAGAGUUAAGCUCUUAAGUCUAUGCUAUCAUAUAGGAGAUACUGUUUCUAAGAAAAAUCAUGGUAUAACUCGUGCAGCUAUGUUUUUAUUUUGUAUUAACUACAAUGGAUUUCAAUAAUUUUUACUUGUAACUAACUACAAAUAUGACAAAUAAAAGCAUAAUAUAAAACACA
Messenger RNA from Myiozetetes cayanensis, 3026 nucleotides. RefSeq names its product caveolae associated protein 2 (gene CAVIN2). Lineage: Eukaryota; Metazoa; Chordata; Aves; Passeriformes; Tyrannidae. The transcript has 2 exons. The record is from RefSeq and is a predicted model, not a curated record. Bases 38 to 1225 code for a protein of 395 amino acids. Gene Ontology annotation, molecular function: protein kinase C binding. Gene Ontology annotation, cellular component: caveola; cytoplasm.